This is a messenger RNA of Folsomia candida, 1321 nucleotides long. RefSeq lists its product as uncharacterized. Gene Ontology annotation, molecular function: protein binding. The record is from RefSeq and is a predicted model, not a curated record. NCBI's taxonomy places the organism in Eukaryota, Metazoa, Arthropoda, Collembola, Entomobryomorpha, Isotomidae. The coding region runs from base 137 to 1288 and encodes 383 amino acids. The transcript is spliced from 6 exons.
CCUGACUUGACUGCAUUUCUGGCGAUUUAAUUAAUUCCAUUCUCGCAAUUAAUUAAUCGAACCGUGUCCUACCUGAAGAUUAUUUUCUUGCGUCGUAACGGGAAGAAGAUGGAACAAGGUAACAAUUCUGAGGCGAAUGGUUGGGAGGAUUUGCAAGUCGUUGUGGGACUCAUGGCGCAAAAUAAAACGAUUGAACUUCCGUCCACGGUGGUGCUUAUAUAACGCUUACACGGGGGAGGAAAAUCCUACCCCGUCGACAUCGAGUAACAAUCAACCCGACGUGAAUAUGGAUACUAAUGAGGAACAGAGUGACAAAGAAAUCGUGAAAGAUGCUGCUGCUGACAAGGUCCACCAUUGCGCCUUGUGCCACCUCGAAAUAUCUGGCCAGGCGGUCCAUCGCUGUGGAAAAUGUCGUCGUCGUGUCUACUGCGGGAAGGAAUGUCAAGUUUUGGAUUGGUCUUGCAAAGUUCGUGGAAAAGGUCAAGGGCACAAGAACUGGUGCGGCAUUUCGUAUGGCGAAGAAGACGAGGACUGGUGUGUCGCUCCCGUGCCGGGAAAAGGUCUCGGAAUCGUGGCGAUGCGCUCUCUCGUAGCUAAAGAGAGAAUCCUUGUCGUGGAGAAUCGUACAAUCGCAGAGAUAUUUAGCAGCUCUGUCUCCACCAAUCCGAACGCCAAGUCGGACAUUGUCAGUUCAUUAGGCCGACUAAGCCUGAUCAACCAUGCCUGUGAGUGCAAUUCUAGCCGGUUUCCGGUCGAGGAAAAAGCGGCCGUCGUUCUCCACGCUCACCGAGAUAUCGUCGCCGGUGAAGAGAUUACUGUCAGCUAUUCUGCCUUCAACGAGACGAGCUGCACCGCAAGCUCGGAAUCUGCCCAAGAGUCGAGAGAAUAUUUGCAGUCGACAUACAACAUCAUUUGCCCAGCAGACUGUUUCUGUCAAGACGACAAUCUCAACGGAUUAAUCGACGAGGGAAAGAGGAUUGAUCGAUCCCUGAAAACUCCGGAGGUGCUUUCCAAGGAAUCUGUUAACCGGAAGCUGCGUCAAGUUGAGACACUGUUGUCGAUCCAGACCCAAGUCAAGGCGUCAUUGAUGGCUAGACUUGGCACUCUAAAGCUGGGAUUCUGCUUGGGAGUAAUGCAGUCGUCCACGCUCCCCCUGGCGAUGCAGUAUUUGACCGAAGCGAAGGAGUUAGUGGAAAAUAUUUCGCAUCCGACAGGGGCCACGGUUCGAGGGUAUGAACAACUUUUGGGGAAUGUGGCGUCUCACCCGGAGUAUUUGAAGUUUGAUUGAAUCAGGAAUUUUAUAUUUUUAUGUGGGGGUAAA